This is a messenger RNA of Sinocyclocheilus rhinocerous, 1056 nucleotides long. RefSeq names its product succinate dehydrogenase complex assembly factor 2 (gene sdhaf2). The transcript has 4 exons. The record is from RefSeq and is a predicted model, not a curated record. Gene Ontology annotation, biological process: tricarboxylic acid cycle; mitochondrial respiratory chain complex II assembly; protein-FAD linkage. Gene Ontology annotation, cellular component: mitochondrion. Bases 346 to 822 code for a protein of 158 amino acids. Lineage: Eukaryota; Metazoa; Chordata; Actinopteri; Cypriniformes; Cyprinidae.
CUGAAAUACAUUCCCCGGGAAACAAAGACUAGCUUUCAUUAGACUUAACCUUAAUUAAAUUUACGCGUGUCAGCCUAGAGGUCAAGGACAAACUCGAAGGUUAAAAUACACACACGUUAUGUCUGCACGACAUAGAAACAAAGAGCUAUUAAAAGCAACAUUCAAAUAAUAUUCAAAUAAGAAAACGAUAUUGACCUUACCAACAUGGCGCCCGCUGCACGGCGUUUUUGCUUUGAUUGUGAAACAGUUGCAUAAACUCUCCUUCAAAAUAAAUAAUAAUUAAAAAAAAAACUGUCAGCCAAACACCUGAUCAGCCACACAUCACCGAAAACACUCCACGAUAACAUGUUUUCAGCAACUAUCGCACGAAAGGUGGUUCAUUCUGUUUGCCGGGCAUCACUGCGUCCAGCUGUCAGCUCAGUGAUUUCUCGGGGAUACCGUGGUGAUGCUCCAGAACCAACCAUCAUUGAGAUCCCUAGGCCUCCGUGGCAGGAGAGGACAGGAGAAUCCCUGGCGAUCAAGAGAAAGAGACUCCUGUACGAGAGCCGCAAGAGAGGCAUGCUGGAGAACUGCAUCCUUCUGAGCCUUUUUGCUAAGCAGUACCUGAACACAAUGAGUGAAUCUCAGUUAAAGCAGUAUGACAGACUCAUCAAUGAACCCAGCAACGACUGGGACAUCUACUACUGGGCAACAGAGGCUCAGCCGACACCUGAUGUGUACCAGAGCGAGGUGAUGGACAUGCUCAAAGAGUUCGCCAAGAACAAGGACAUGGAGCAGCGUCUAGAUGCCCCUAAUCUGGAAUAUCUGGACAAGAGCAGUUAAAACUCGCCCUUCUGCCAGAGACUGUCAUAGAGAAGCAGAACUGAGCUCAUACGAACACAUCUUAUAUAAGAGGACAGACACCUGAGACCUAUUCAGAGUCAUUUUAAAGGUGCCUGGGAUUAAAUAUUACAAUAGCGACUAUAAAACGCACAUCAUAUAUUGGACAGUUUGCAUGUACACAUAAAUAAAAUAACUGUCAUCAUAAAAAGCUGAUCCUUUGAUUCAUGUUAAUAU